Molecule: messenger RNA, 1627 nt
Organism: Oreochromis aureus
Lineage: Eukaryota; Metazoa; Chordata; Actinopteri; Cichliformes; Cichlidae
Product: flocculation protein FLO11
Exons: 10
Coding region: 151-1212 (353 amino acids)
Source: RefSeq, a predicted model, not a curated record
UCUGUACAGACAUGCAAUGCUCUGAAGCAUUAAGGAAGAACGGCUGCAUAUGAAAGCACAACCUUUAGACAGGAGGCAUAUAAAUACGGAUAUUUUAUAUUUAUCUCUGUUUGGCUUUUCCAGCUGCUGCUGCCAUCCAACAAACUUACAAUGCCAUCAAGUUUCUUCUUUAUGCUGGGUUUGGUUGUGGGGACCGUCAUAGCAGUCCAAACAACAGCAACUGAGAGCAAGUCAAAUCGUACCCAAACACCUGAGAGCGAGUCAAAUCGUACCCAAACACCUGAGAGCGAGUCAAAUCGUACCCAAACAACACCUGAGAGCGAGUCAAAUCGUACCACCUUCACCACCAACAGCAGCACAAUGAGCACGACCAUCAAUGUCACAACUACCAUCAAUACAAGUGACUCAAAUACCGAAAUGAACGUCAGCACUGAAUCUCCAACAGGUGAGCCUUCUGGAAACAGCCCAAUAAGUGUCGCUACUACAAGUACAGCAAAGCCCAACAGUCAGACUGUCACUGAAACUAUAUGGACCACAAAGCCUCAAACCACACCUGCACCGGGUGGUUCUGAGACAUCUCCAACCACAAAAGGCACAUCCCCGAAGAGUCCCACGUCCAGUACAAAGACAGCCGGCACUGACAAAACUGGUAUCAUCAUUCUAAUCAUUCUCAUCCUCGUGGUUGUGGUAUUUUUAAUUGCCUGUUACGUGACACAGAAAAGAAGAAGACGCUACUCGGUCGAUUUUUCCUCCAGACAAGAUGAAGUCAACAUCCCUCUCAGCACCGUGGAGCCUGUUGAUACCGCACCUCAAAAUGGUCUGAAAACCUUUGAAAGUACAGAAACUACUGCGAAAGAGCCAGAAGAACCGGACGCAAAGCCAGAAGCCUCAGAUGAAGCUAAACCCGAAGCACAGGAGGAGCAGAAAGCUGAGACUGAUAAAUCUGUUGCUGAUCCCAGCACUGCGUCUGCAACUCCAGCUCCUGCUCCAGCUCCAGACAGCUCUGAGGACAAGCCCAAAGCGGAUGCUGCUGACCCUCCUGCACCUGUGGAGUCCACUGUGGAAGUCAAAACUGAUGACGAGGCCACUGUCUCCAACAAGACUUCAGUGGAGUCCCUGAAGGAGACAAAUGAGAACAACAGCAACAACGCUGGCUUCAUUCAGACGAGAAAUUUGAUCUUCUGGGAAGUUCCUCUCGACUGUCCGCUGUGAGAUAUUGUGGCCGCCUGGUAACCGUGCCGUUCCUCAGAAACUUGACCAAAGAAAAAAGAGGCCGUCGGGGAAAAGGAUAUUUCUAUUCAAAGUGUAUUCACUGAUGACUGUGAUACAAGCUUGUUUUUUUGGAGUAUAUACAGUAAUGUGCAAAAGUCUUGAGCCAACCAAUAUUUCUUUGUAUUUUGCGAGACAAAUCGGAAACAUUAUUUAUUUUUAAACAUGUCCAAGUAUAUGUGGACGUACAAUAUAUAAUUAAAUACUGAGUUUGCAUAAUUCUAGUGAGGUGUAAAGUCAAUAUUUGGUAUGACAAAGGAAAGCUUUCUUGUCAUUUCUUAAAGUAGUCUUCAGGAAUAGUUCUCCAGGCCUCUUGAAGGACAUUCAAAGCUCUUCUUUAGAUGUUGGCUGCUUUUCA